Messenger RNA from Meloidogyne enterolobii, 1436 nucleotides. The record is from the annotation of a GenBank genome assembly. NCBI's taxonomy places the organism in Eukaryota, Metazoa, Nematoda, Chromadorea, Rhabditida, Meloidogynidae.
CAAGAAAUUUAAAAAUGGUUUAUUUAAAAAAUACUCAAAACAACAAUCCCGGCCUCCGUCCAUUAAAUAAUGGAAGAAAAGCUUCUUCUUUCUUAAGAAAUUGUUGUGGGGGUUUAUUUAAAGAUAAUAGAUUUCGUCAAUUAACCUUUUAUAUUCUUUUGUUAUUUUUAUUUGGAUUAACAAUUAUUGAUGUUCGGAAAUUGAUUAUAUGUUACUUUACAGACAACAAGGAAAUUGAUAUGAAAAUGAAUUUUAAUGCAUCAAUGACAAUGCCAAACAUAACAUUUUGUAUGUCAAAAAACAAUGCUUGGAGUCAUUUUAAUCAAACGGGACUAACUAGUCAAGACCUAUAUAACGCUACUGAAGAAGGAUUAUCUAAAAUGCCAGAUUCGGCAACAUUUCUUAAUAAUGAGUGGGAUUAUAAAAUGGUUAUGGAUGCUUAUUUAAAAUGGUUGAAUGAAAUAGCUAAAAGAAAAGUCUCUUUUGAUGAUUUUAGACAAAAAGUUGGAUGGGAAACUUUAAGAAGAUCCCAACAUCGUUUUGAACGUUUAGAUGUAAACAAAGAACAAAAGAAAAUAAAAAAUGAUGUCAAAAUUACUUGGCUUUCAACAAGACAACUUUGCUUCCAACCACAUUUUGAUCAAGAUUCUUUUAUUCCAAUUGCUGAUCAGGCACUAAUUUAUCUUCUUUUAUGUAUUGGAGAUACUUUUGAAUCGACAAUAGAAAUAAGGGCAAUUACAACAAUUUUACCCGACCCUGACGCUCCAAUAGAGCAACGAUGCCAAAUAUACGAACAAAAAGAAAAUAGUCCAAAUUCAGAAUUGGAUUGCCUUAGAAGGUGUAGAAUGGAAUUAAUAAGAAAAUUAUGUAAUUGUACAGCACCUUCACUUGCAAAUUUUGUUUAUGAUCCUAAGGAAUUGAAUAAUUACCCAUUAUGUGAUUACGGGCUAUGCGAGAUUGGUAAUUCAACAGAAAGUAAAGAGGUUAAGGAAUGGGACACAAAAUGUGUAGAUCAAUGUGCCCCAGAAUGUACACAAACUAGAUAUGAAUUAACUACUACACAUAAAACAGCUUUACAUCCACAGGAAGUUCAGUUAACUUUAAGUUGGGGUGCUUUUGAAUAUCUUCGAUUAAUUCAACAAGAUCGUUGGUCUUUUACUAAAUUUUUAUCUCAAAUUGGUGGGGCUACUGGUGUUUGGUUGGGACUAUCAGCACUUUCUAUUGUUCAAUUCCUAACCUUUUUGUUAACUCGUGCGCACAAAAAAGUUUCAAAAAGAAAACAAACGGGUGUUGAUUCUGUUAAUUAUAAUAAUAAUUAUGGAAAUAGACGAACAAGUGAACUUAGUAGUGGAACAGCUCACGAAAUGACAAAUCCUUCAAAUAAUCCUUUGGGCGGGGGUAUUGCUAAAAAUCCUUUUGGAGGGAAACGAAAAUGA